Molecule: messenger RNA, 1445 nt
Organism: Lampris incognitus (smalleye Pacific opah)
Lineage: Eukaryota; Metazoa; Chordata; Actinopteri; Lampriformes; Lampridae
Gene: sgk2b
Product: serum/glucocorticoid regulated kinase 2b
Exons: 12
Coding region: 50-1312 (420 amino acids)
Biological process (GO): protein phosphorylation
Molecular function (GO): protein serine/threonine kinase activity; ATP binding
Source: RefSeq, a predicted model, not a curated record
CUCUCUCUCUCUCGCAGGACUCUCCCGGAUUUUUUUUUUUGGCCCAAAAAUGACAGUGACUUGCUACCCGCGGCCGGUGACGCACGCCAGAAUGCGGGACCUUGUGUCAUUUUUCUCAGCCCUGCUGAAGGGGACAAAAGGCGGAUUUGGUGACUUCGUUCACAAACUCGUUCCCAGUCAGCAGCAGCAGCUCUGUCGUUACGCGGGCGCCCAGAAAACCCCCAGGCCGGAGGGGAGCGAGGAGAGAGGCUCUCUGUGUCCGCAGACGUCAGCCAACCCCGACGACUCCCGGUUGAAGCCGUCGGACUUCGACUACCUCAAGGUUAUCGGCCAGGGAAGCUUCGGAAAGGUGCUGCUGGCACGGCACAGAGAGAGUGGAAGCCACUAUGCUGUGAAAGUGCUGCAGAAACAGGUCAUCCUGAAGAGGAAAGAGCAGAGGCAUGUGAUGGUGGAGAGGAACGUGUUGCUGAAGGGCCUGAAGCAUCCGUUCCUGGUAGGGCUGCACUUCUCCUUCCAGACACCAAACACUCUCUACUUCGUCCUGGACUACGUCAACGGAGGUGAGCUCUUCUACCACCUUCAGAGGGAGGGGUCCUUUCCAGAGCCCAGGGCCACGUUCUACGCUGCAGAGAUGGCCUCCGCACUGGGCUACCUCCACCAUCUGGACAUUGUUUACAGGGACCUCAAACCGGAGAAUAUCCUGCUGGACGGCGAGGGUCACGUGAUGCUGACCGACUUCGGGCUGUGUAAAGAGGGCGUGGCCAUCGGUGGAACCACGCACACGUUUUGUGGCACUCCCGAGUACCUAGCCCCAGAGGUGCUCAAGGGCCACUCCUACUGCCCGGCGGUGGACUGGUGGAGCCUGGGCAGUGUGCUGUUUGAGAUGCUCUACGGGCUGCCUCCGUUCUACAGCCGCAGUAAAGUUGAGAUGUACGAGAGGAUCCUCCACGCUCCUCUGAAGCUCCGCCGUGGGGCAUCCCGGGCGGCCCGCUCUCUGUUAGAGGGGCUGUUGGAGAGAGACGCUUCCAAACGCUUAGGGGGGAGCCGUGACUUUGUAGAACUUCAGUGUCAUCCAUUCUUUGUGUCAAUCAACUGGGACGACCUCCUGGCCAGGAAAGUCCCGCCCCCAUUCGUCCCAAACGUUGCCGGUCCCUGUGACGUCCGCUACAUUGACCCCGAGUUCACGCGACAACCCGUUCCCGCCUCCGUGGGUUUGAGUGACCGGUGUCAUGGCGGCGAGGCGGGCGGAGCCUUCUCGGGAUUCUCCUACAUGCCCCCACUGGAGUGCGAGGUGGCCGAGCUGCUCUCAUAAUCUACCUAAAUGUUAAAACCUGUUGGGUAAUAAUACCGGGAGCGUCACAGUCCAAAUUCUUAGGGGGCUUUUUUUUUUUUUUUAAUAUUUAUUUUUUUUCUAUUUUUUUCUUUAAAUUAAAUUGAAUUAUGUU